AUAUAAUAUUCCGUAAGAUUGAUUCUUCGAUUCGAUCAUUCUUCGUUUUCUAUUCACUCUUUUUCUUCUUCUUCCUAAUUCCAAUGGAGAACGACACCGCCACCACCACCGCCACCGUCAACGGCACCGGAAAUACGGCCAAAGUAGUUUCGAGCGGCGGCGGCGGAGGAGUAGGAGUCAAAUCCAACAAUCAAAUCCGUGAAGAAGAACAUUCCAAUUUGAACGGCGAGGAAAACAUACCAGAGAAAAUGGAAGAGAAAGAAGAAGAAGAAGAUGAAGACAAAGAGGAACAGCAACAACAACAACCUACUGGAUCUGAAACCGCCGCUCAACAACCUUCCAGAACCCCUUUCAGUAAUCUCAGCCAAGUCGAUGCUGACCUCGCCCUCGCCAGAACUCUUCAAGAGCAGGAAAGGGCAUACAUGAUGCUGAGAAUGAAUAAUGAUGGAAGUGACUACGGAAGUUGGGAGGGUGGGAGUUAUUUGCAUGACGAUGGAGAUGAUUUUGAUGAUCUGCACGAUGGAACUGAUGUAGACGAGGAGGAUGAGGAUGACCAGGAUGACGAUAAUGAGGAAUAUGAAGAUGAAGAUGUAUUUGAUGUUCAUGCUCAUGCUAGUGCUGGAGAACAUGAUAAUGCCACCAUUGAAUUUGAUCCAGAGCUGUUUUCAAAUGAUGAAGCCUAUGCAAGAGCAUUACAGGAGGCUGAAGAGAGGGAGAUGGCAGCUAGACUGUUGGCACUUGCUGGGAUACAUGAUCAAUCUCUAGUUUCGUUUUCAAUUGCAGAGGACGCUGAGGACAUGGAGGAACAUGGUGCUAAUUCUCAGGAUGCUUGGGAGGAUGUCGAUCCAGAUGAACUCUCGUAUGAGGAACUCCUGGCAUUAGGUGAGGUAGUAGGAACUGAGAGCAGAGGUCUUUCGACUGAUACUAUUGCCGGUUUGCCUUCAGUCAACUAUAAGACGGGGAGUGAUCAACACGGGAGCAAUGAUUCGUGUGUCAUUUGCCGGGUGGACUAUGAGGAUGAUGAGUCCUUGACACUUCUUUCCUGCAAACAUCUGUACCAUCCUGAGUGCAUUAACAAUUGGUUGAAAAUAAACAAGGUUUGCCCUGUUUGCAGUACAGAGGUAUCUGCUUCGGGAAGCAACUUGUAGGGAGAACGACGGUUAUUUGUUUCAAAUUGAAGAAAAUUCGUGCAAGUUGAGAGCUAUUAUCCCAAAUUAUAAAAGCAUUGCCAUCAUGUAUAUCCAGCUCCUUGGUUUUGAUUUCAACAUGUAACUUUGGGAAUCAGUUGUCUAGAUUUUCUUACUUUAAUGGAAUGACUGGCAUUAUUAGUGGUCAGGUAUGAUGACAGCAGGAAUCAGAACUACGUUUGGUUGUUCAAAAUUCAGAUUUAUCAUCUCUUUUUUCUUUUAAAGAACCCUUUAUUUUUGGGAAUGUGACGAGGGCACAAAUUUUAAAAUCAAGUCUCAGAAACAUAAAAUGGUGUAUGUGAUCAUUUCCAUUUGUAGUCAUCCUUGGUUAGAUCUUAA
Molecule: messenger RNA, 1526 nt
Organism: Vicia villosa (hairy vetch)
Lineage: Eukaryota; Viridiplantae; Streptophyta; Magnoliopsida; Fabales; Fabaceae
Product: E3 ubiquitin ligase BIG BROTHER-related-like
Exons: 7
Coding region: 84-1148 (354 amino acids)
Source: RefSeq, a predicted model, not a curated record